Molecule: messenger RNA, 1092 nt
Organism: Apiotrichum porosum
Lineage: Eukaryota; Fungi; Basidiomycota; Tremellomycetes; Trichosporonales; Trichosporonaceae
Exons: 7
Coding region: 1-1092 (363 amino acids)
Cellular component (GO): cytoplasm
Molecular function (GO): phosphatase activity
Source: RefSeq, a predicted model, not a curated record
AUGAGCGCACACCAAUACCGCUACGAGCACGUCCCGGGUCUCUUCCACCUCUCGACAUGGGACGAGGACAUUGACUGCUCGUUUGGUCUCGUGCCGCCGAGCUGGGAGGCGUUUGCGAAAGAGAUCAAUGCCCUCGAGACGACCGCGGCACCGGGUGAACGUAUCCGUGUCAUGUACACGGCGCGCCACGGCGAGGCAGAACACAACGUCUUGUCAGCAAAGUACAACCUGCCAGAGAAUGUCGAAGCUUUCGAAGCUGUGGCCGCUGGCGAGUCACGCGACCGGGUGUCGCCGGGCCGUGGAUGCUGGGUUGCCUUCCUCGUGCACCCGCCAACCACUCUGGUCCAGGACCAAACCCACCCCAUCACCGACCCGCCCCUCACCGCCCGCGGCCGCGCGCAGGCCCUCCAGCUCAGCGCCACGUUUGAGCGCGAACACACACGGGGCAUGCCCUUGCCCACGCGCUUCUUCGUCAGCCCCAUGCGCCGACCGGGCGAGACGUGCGGGCUCGAGUGGUGCUGGAUGUUUUCGCAGAGCAGGUCCAACGGUGACGCCGCGAGUGCAGGGGCUGGGGCUGGGAGCGACGCGGGUUCGACGGUGUGCGAGUGCCACGAGCAAAGAAAACCCAUGGUCAACGGCGUUGGCGGUCAUGGAGCGGGGAAGAAUGGGUUCCCAAAGCAUGUCGAGCGCGGGGAGGGCAGUGACUGGGGACAUGGGGUGCCCGGCGAGUGUAUCGAGGAACUCCGCGAGCACCUGCACGUCCACCACUGCGACGAGCGCCUGCCAACGUCCCAACUCAAGGCAUUGUUCCCCACGUUCACUUUCCCGUCAUCCAUGCCAGAGGAGGAUACCGUGUGGCGUCCGCUCAGCGUCCGCGGCCGCGAGACAGAGGACGAAAUGGUCGCUCGUGCAGGGCGGGGGUUGGCCAUCUUGAUGGACAGCUUGCGGGAUGAGGAUACGUACGUCUCCCUCACAGCCCACUCUGGUCUCUUGCGCGCAGUGUACAAGAACCUCGGGGUGCCGUUACGCAGACUGGCGACGGGCGAGAUGAACGUCCUCGUCGUGCGCGUCAACAAGGUCGCCGCUGUCUGA